Colletotrichum phormii is the source of this 1017-nucleotide messenger RNA. RefSeq lists its product as uncharacterized. Gene Ontology annotation, biological process: regulation of DNA-templated transcription. The annotation marks the transcript as partial. The transcript has 4 exons. The record is from RefSeq and is a predicted model, not a curated record. Lineage: Eukaryota; Fungi; Ascomycota; Sordariomycetes; Glomerellales; Glomerellaceae. Gene Ontology annotation, molecular function: DNA-binding transcription factor activity, RNA polymerase II-specific; zinc ion binding.
AUGCCCAGUCCGGCAUACUUCGCAGAGGGAAGACGAUAUAGCCGCGUCGACCCGACGUACGUUUACCCGGAACGUCAGCAACGACAUCACUCGCAUUCUACUGAAGCGCGGACAUCAAACAUGGCUGAACGAGAGAAUGACACGGAUACACCUCCCCGCAAGCGCAUUGCCGUCGCUUGUGGCCGCUGCCGGAAGCGCAAGAUUCGCUGCAGCGGAGAUACGGGCAACGGACUUCCAUGUCAGAACUGCAAGGCCGCCGGCGCCGAGUCCUGCAUGUUUUUACGAGUCGCCUCGACAGAAGCUCCCUGGGUAUCUACAGAAGCAUCUUUCUCAUACGACCUCAAGGCCGCAAGGGCGUAUCAAGCCCACCUGGGCACCUCCCCCAUGACGUCGUCCCCACCUCACCACUACGCCUCCGACAUUCACGACGGCCUUCCCCGCUACUCGUCAACAUCAACUGGCUACUACGCCGGAAAGUACUACCCCUCGCCCGCAACUAUGCCGAGCUGGUCCGCCACGCCGGGCUACUCAGACGACGCCGUGGACUACGGCCCCGCCGCGGUGGCCACCAUGGGAUACCCGUACUCUUACCAGCAGGCCUCAGACACGAGCUACUACUACCGCGUAAACCCCGCCGCAAAGGUUACCGCAGCAGCACCGAGCGCGGGCGACUUAUACGGCCAGAACUUCUCCUUCACCGGCGUCGCCGCCUCCUUGCCCCCCGCCGGCGACCGUCGACUCCCCGACCCGGCUACGCGUCAGCCCAUCGCCAACGCAAACGUCCUAUCCUACCGCACAGAAGGCGCCGCCGCCCCGUCCUCCGCGGCAUCGACGUCGACAAAGUCGUCCGGCAGCCCGACGUCUCAGACCUCCCCAAUCUCAGACGUGACGAGCUACGGUGCUUCGGGCCCCGGCAGCUCAGGAAGCUUCGAGACGUCGCCCGUGUCGGCGUACCCGCCUCCCUCGCACACUCUCCCCUCCAUGACGCAGCAGCAGCGUAUGUCCAACGCCGAGUUG